Punica granatum (pomegranate) is the source of this 620-nucleotide messenger RNA. NCBI's taxonomy places the organism in Eukaryota, Viridiplantae, Streptophyta, Magnoliopsida, Myrtales, Lythraceae. The record is from RefSeq and is a predicted model, not a curated record.
CAAACAUUCACUAGAUUUUGAAUACAAAACCUAAAUUUCCCUCUUCUUAGUCGGAUCCUUGAAACGACGAAGCAUAGAUUGAGAGGAGAUGGAGAAGGUGAUGGGAUUAGUCUCGGACAAAGGCGUGGUGAUAUUCAGCAAGAGUUCAUGCUGUUUGUGCUACUCAGUGAACGUCCUGUUCCGUCAGCUCGGAGUUGUCCCUCUGAUCUAUGAGAUUGACCAGGAUCCUGAGGGACGGGAAAUAGAGAGGCAGCUGGUGAUGCUCGGUUGCAAUGCACCUGUGCCGGCCGUUUUCAUAGGCGGAAACCUGGUGGGAUCAACAAAUGAGAUCAUGUCCCUUCACCUCAGCGGCUCGCUCCUUCAGAUGCUCAGGCCGUAUCAGAUAUUAUGCUAGUUACUUUUGAUGCCCUAGUGUCAGAUUGGUCGCGAUAAGUACCUAGUUUCGAGUAAGUUUAUAUAUAUAUAUAUAUAUAUACACACAUAUAAAAGUUUUUAUUUUCGAGUCCUUUGCUUAUGCAGCUUUUCUUUAUGUACAUGUUCGAUGUUAACUUCACAAUUCCAAGUGAUGUUGGAACAUGUCGGGAUAAUUAAUUCGAAUUAGUCUACCUUGGUAUCGAAAA